UGAUGAACACCCAUGCUUUUAUAAAUACUUUUGUAGCCUUUUCAGCUUCAUGUAUCUCUACAGAUUUUCUUAUAAAGUCCUCUGAAAAUAGUUUUGAUCAUGGCAUGAUUCACAUGAGAGGAGCAGUCUGUCAGUAACCAAACUUUGUGUGCCUUUUUUAUAGGGCUGGGCACCUCCAACCCACACCUCCAAUCUCUUCUCAUUGAUUGGAACACCUGGCUCCAAUUAGCUUUUGGAGAAGUCAUUAGCCUAUGAGGCUCACAUACUUUUUCCAAGCUCGACUGUGAAUUUUUAAAUUAAGCAUUCAGUAUUACAUUGUACUGAAGCAAAAAUUCAAGCUGUUGUGUGAUGCUCUCAAUCUUUAUUAUAAAUUUCAAAUUAGACAUGCCAUAUAACGUUGGGAAGCUUAUACUGUCCUCUACUAGAUAAAAGUUAUCAAUCAAAGCAAAUCGAACAAAUUGAAAAGAGUUAUACUGGUGGAGUGGAGUUCUGCAAUGUGCCGAUGUAAAUACCAACCCCCGCUUUCGAUUUGUUCAUUUAUAAGACAAUAAAUGACCACCGAAAUUUGAAACGUGUACAAACAAUAAUACCAGACAAUAAUAAGAUUGUGUAUUUAUUCCAUAUUUAGUCGCAGAUAUUGGUAGUAGAAUGACUACUUUUUGCUAUUCAGUGAGCAGCAUUUUUCACCACUGUAUUGGCAUACCUUUGGCUUUAUCUGGUUGCUAUAACAGAAUACAAAUUGUUGAUGGUGUGUGUGUUAACUUAGUUCAGUCAACAUUUAGCUUUUUAGACGGACAUUGACAAAACUGUUUCUGUAAACUAAAUACUUCAUCCACCAUCAUAACUUUUUCAGACUUCGCUUUUUGCACUGUGUUCAUGAUAAAUUUAUUGAUCGGAAAGUUCUAAACAUUGUGUUCACUGUAUAUGUAUAUAUAUAUGCUAUUUUAAUAUAUUUUCUUUCAUUUAAGCCUGUGCACCUUUCAUUUUCUUUUCCCUGGAGGAUUGAUCCCAUUCCUUGGUGAAACAGAAACACAGUCAGGUAUGCCAAUUGCUAUUUCUGUAUGGUGGUGUGGCAGUCAUGAACUUUUCCAGUACACUCUGUCAAAUCCAGCUAAAGACAAACCAGACAUAGAACCAAAGCCAAAUGGGGUGUGGCCAAACGCAAAUCAUAUCAUCUGCUCAGCCACCUCAAGAUGCACUGUGUAUAUUUCCCUUGGCCUUGUGGAUGGCACAGUGACUAUUUGGGACAGAUGUCUAGGGAUUCCCUGGUCAAUCGUGGACAUUUCAGACAACAGCAUUAUCAGUGGGAUGCUUUUCCUGGACCAGCCCACGGGCCCCUGGGACACUCCCAUGAGACAGGAUCCCUUCCAACCUCAAAAUGUGUGUGUCUUGGUGACCUGCAAAAGCGGGAUGCGUCACCUGAUUACGGACUCUCAAGCUACAAAUAUAAAUGAAAGAACCAUAGACCAUGGGACUCUCCCUUCCACAGUCUGGUCUGGUCACGUUCAGCAGAAGCUGGUCCUUUUCAUGUACAGGAAUGGAGAAAUCACACUCCAGGACAUAAAUAAUGAGACUGAUGUGUGCAAUUUGGCCCUGCCUCCAUCACACUGCAUAGCGCCUCUGUGGAGCCCUGUGUGUGAGCUGGACUCCACACAACAAACUCUGUUUGUCCGAGGGGACAAGAACACAUGUGCUGAUUACCCAUCACAAAGUGAGGACUCCGACAGCUCAUUGUUCUUCUUCCACUUGCCGGAGUCUUCAGUAACAGAUCAACACCGCGGGCCUCUUUCAGGAGCUGGAGGAGCAGAGAGAGUGGGGGAGUGUGUCAGUCUGAAAAAAACUUUCGAUCUAUAUUUGCAGGAAAGACUGGCAUCUCUGAAGGAGAGGAACAAAGUCAUGGCGGAGAGCUGGAGCCGGCUGCCAGAACUGGCCCAAGGCCACAGGGUUCAUUCGGCGCCACCAAACCAACAAGGAGAACAAAAGGCCUCAGGAUGUGUUGGUCGUGCAUGGCUCUCCCGGUUCGUCGACCACCACUCAUAGGAGCACUUCGGAGCACCUCAUUCCUCCCACAGCCGAUAGCCGACGGUUAAUGAGAGAAUAUCCGCCUGCCUGGCUGACAUCUCAAUGUGGAUGGCCAGGCAUCACCUGAAUCUCAACCUUGACAAGACAAAGCUGCUCUUCUUCCCUCACAAGACCUCCCUGGUACAAGAGCUCUCCAUCACUGUUGAUGGUACUACAGAGGCCAACUCUCACUCUGCUAAGAACCUGAGGGUAGUUCUGGAUGACCAGAUGGACUUCAAGGAGCACAUCAUGUCAACUUCACAGACCUGCAGAUUCCACCUGUACAACAUCAGGAGGAUUUGACCAUACCUGACCAUGUACUCCACCCAGCUGCUCGUCGAGGCACAGUAAAGCCUGAUUUAUACUUCGUUGCACGACCCUUGCAACAAGUGUCGCAUGACAAAUAUGAUGUAUUUUCAAUGGAAAAAAGUGUUGCACCUCUAGAAUUUAUGUUGCAGAAUGUCAUACUUUGUCGCACUGCGCAGAUUGGACAGCCAGUGGAACACUGAAAUUUAUUGUCAUGGAUAAGUGUCAUUUCACCGAGCGCUGCCAUAUUUUCAGAAAUGUAAUGUUAAACUCAAACAAUCUGUAAAGAGUUUGGCGUAUUGUUACCAUAGAGACAACAGAACUCUCAUCAGAGACCUUCGCAGCAGUAUAAAUGCAAAAACGUUGUGCGACACUUACGUUUUUGUCGCACGACACUUGUUGAAAUUACAUUACAUUACAUUACAGGCAUUUGGCAGACGCUCUUAUCCAGAGCGACGUACAACAAAGUGUAUAACCAUAACCAGGAACAAGUAUGACGAAACCCCUAGAGAGAAGUACCGGUCCAAGUGCAGGGAACAACCGCAUAGUUGAACUUGGACCCUGAAGGUUAAACUGAUUAACACUAACAACGAGAACGGCAACAACGCAGUCUAUGGAAAAAAUACAAGUAGUAGUUAAGACAGUUAAUGCACCUAAGUCACCUACGAAACAGCUGCCUAGUUACAACCCUAAGCUUACAGUCAUUUGCAGGGGGGUAGGGAGGGAUGGGGAGAGGUGCAGCCUGAAGAGGUGAGUCUUCAGUCGUCGUUUGAAAUGGGUCAGUGUCUCAGCUGUUCUGACCUCCACAGGGAGGUCAUUCCACCAUCGUGGGGCCAGAACAGACAGGAGACGUGUUCUGGAAGUGCAGGCGCGAAGAGGGGGAGGUGCUAGGCGUCCUGAGGUAGCAGAACGGAGGGAUCUGGCUGGCAUGUAGGGUUUGAAUAUCUGGUGGAGAUAUGCUGGGGCUGAUCCCUUGACUGCCUGGUAUGCUACGACCAAUGUUUUAAAUUUGAUGCGAGCUAUAACAGGCAGCCAGUGGAGGGUAGUGAGCAGGGGAGUGACGUGGGGUGUCUGGGGAGGUUGAAGACCAGAUGAGCCGCAGAGUUGCAGGGGUCUGGUGGCAGAUGCCGGUAGUCCAGCCAGAAGAGAGUUGCAGUAGUCCAGGCGGGAUAGAACCAUUGCUUGGACCAGGAGCUGGGUUGAGUAGGUGGAAAUGAUUGUGCGCCGAAGAAUAAAUCAGGCUUAAUCUCCCAUCUAAACUACUGCAACUCCCUUCUUGCAAGCCUACCUGUCUGGGCCGUACAGCCACUACAACUGAUUCAGAACGCUGCUGCCAGACUUGUCUUUCCCCUGCUGAGCGACUAGCACUCCCUGCCAUCUUAGUGAAUGGUUCUCACUCAUCCCAACCAUGGAGCUUCUCCACACUAGCUCCCCAGUGGUGGAACGUACUCCCCAUUCCACUAGCAACCACUAUGUCCAUGCCCAUUUUCUGCCAUGGUAUGAAAACGCAUCUCUUCAGUCUAUACCUGGAUUAACUCUAUCACUCCUCUAGAGGGUACUCCCAAUCUAGGAUCACUCUAAUCACAUGUAUCAUUCUAUCGUGAUCCUCUAGCACUUUCAUACUACAUUUGUAAGUUCAUUCAGCAUUUAUAUUGCACUUGGGUCAUUAUGCUUGUGUUGUAGGUCUAUCAUAUAUUGUUAUUAUGCCUCAUUCUAGCUUGACUUGUCAUAACUUUCUGACCUGAUACUUACUGUGUGAACUGGACUUGAUGUUCAUGACUAUCAAGUCCAGUGUGAGUGUUUUGUAGUUGUUCCAAUGACCUUUGGUAUGCACUUAUUGCUUAUUAUACAUUGCUUUGGAUAAAAGUCUAUCUCAGCGUGCAUUGGGCAAGAGGCAGGAUUACACCCUGAACAGGUCACGGGGCACACCAUCCCCUCAUCAUUCACUGCAUGUCAUAGCCAACUGCAUGUCUUUGGAAGAAACUGGAGUACCCAGAUGGACAUGGGAGAACACACAAGGCCGGGAUUUGAACCCGGGAACUUCUUGCUAUAAGGUGUACCCACUACACCACUACAGUACUACCCACUGCACCACCAUGCCACCCAACCUAAUGAAUGUCAUGUAAUGAUAUAGGUAGACAGUAGAGGAAGAAGGGAAGUGACAUGGUGAAUUUAGGAGGUUGUCGAUAAGAUGAAUAGCAGCAUUCUGGAUAGGCUACAAGGAAAAGGCAAGGAGGCCAGUAAGGAGGGAGUUGAAGUAGCAGAUGGUCAUUGCCUGGACCAAGAGAUAGGCUGACUUGGUGGUGAGGAAUGGGCAGAUUCACUGUGUCCUAAAUAUAUAACUUAAAUGUUAAAUCUGGUUUUCAAAAAUAAACAUUUCAUUAAAAAAAUAAAAAUGUACCUUAUAUCUUUGUUUCAGAAACUAACACUGAAAAGUGCUAGUUCUAAUGGAUCAAGCUUGUUGUUAUAGUCAAGCUAGCCCACAAUAUUAGCGUCAGGCAGUUUAGCUGGCUAGCUUACUAACCAUCCAUCAAAUCAAGCAUCCAGCUUGUUAAUUGGCUUGGCUGGCUGUCAAUAUUCAACAUCAACAUUAAAAAUGAGCUAAGGACCCCAGCAAUUAAGAAAACAGUUGCUAAUAAGCCCAAAACAUAUCCCAAGCAUGUCAUGCUGAUCUUAGUUAGCUAGCUAAUUGUGAAUGUGGAGUAUAUAUCAGUAUGCUUUGAGUUCCCGAGAUAAAUACAGUAUAGACGCUUUCAUCGGACGCACGCGCGUUGCCAAGGUUAUGCACUUGGCCCUAAAUUAACUUCCGGUCUGUGUUUGUUUAUUAUUGGGUUUGUGUUUACUGGUUAAUAUGGCACCGAUUACAAACGGAGUGAAAGUUAACCUGAUGAGCAGACUGACAUUGGGCUCAGGUUGUUGUGCUGUGGGGUGCAACCUGGAACAAAUGCCAUUUCGAAAAUUUGUAAAAAUGCAUUAUUUAACUUUGUAACCCCACUAGGGAAUUGUGAAACGAAUUGCUUGAAUCCCUGCUAUAUUAUUAUAGCUGGUGCUUGCCCAUUGUUACUUCGUAUUUUUGAGAAAUAACUGGACAUCAUUACCUGUUAAAAUGUAAGUCCUGUAAAAUUACACAUAAUAAACUGUUCAAAUAAAUAAACCAACUUCAUACAUACACAUUUAGUAAUACUAAUACAGCCUUAUUUACUAUAUCAACUUUAAGACAAGCAACACGCUCGUAAUUAUCUCAUCGUGACCCAUUAAAGCCAAUGGCGCAGACGCUGAUUCAUACUUUCAAACUGCUUUCCCAACGGCUAUUUUGCGUCCUGCCACUUGAGUUACAACAGUGAAUGUGUACGGAUUCCUAGACGUGCUGAUAGCGACCACCCUUUCUCAUAUUAACCUCAAAUACGCAAGACAGGACACUUAUACAGUAUGCUAGCAAAUUUAUGUUAAGUACAAUUCAUAGGGUUGUGGAUACACAUCCCCUUAGCAGCCAAAAGCUAGCGCUGGACCACCUCUGACUUAUUUGCUGGCACAGAAAAAAAAUUGGGAAAGUGUUGAAAAAAUAACCACGGGAGGAUAACAAGGACAUUUUUUCCUACUUAACUAGGUACAGGUUGUUACCGAUAUUUCACCUAUUUCAUAUAUAGUUGCAAAUCAGUUAACGUUUUCCUGUCUGUCGAACAAAGAUGGUCGAAUAGGUGUAGCACUGACUUUGUUUCAGGUAACAAACUCAUGAUAAGCGAUAGCUAAUAGCUAGCUGACCAGUAACAAGCCUUCAAUAGUUAUGAACAAUUAGCUAACUAAAUUGAUUGUAGCUAGCUAGCUAAACAUAGCUAACAGUGUAUAAAUUAUACACAGAAACGUCAGAUCAAUGCUAGUAGUAGUUGAUACACUAUAGCUACGUUUUGAACUAACGUUAUGAUACCUGUUUCCAAUGACUUGACAAUGUUACAUUUCCUGAUCAUUUUUUGUUGUGGUAACCUAGCAAGAUGACCCAAACUAUUAGAGCCACGAUGUUUUUCCAUCAAUGCAUGCUAUACAAAUAAAUACCUAUAGUAAUUGCAUUGGCUACACAUUUUACCCAGCACUAGCCCCAUUUUGUGUCUCAUGUAAUCAUCAUUUUUAAGCAAUGUAAUAGAAAGAGUGCACUUUUUACACAAGAAUGUGCAUGUAACCAGAAUAGUUAUGGAUUAUGCAAGGAAUGUAUGAUGCUCCGCAAGGUGCAAUACUGUCAACAGUUAUCUGUUUCUGUCGCUUGUUUUUCUGGUAGUGUAACGUUAUCGCAUUUGAGUUUGGCCAAGUAACGGUUCUUUUCUUCAACUGGUAAGCCCAAAUAAUACUGGUUAGACAUAGUUUUAACUAGCUAGUUAACGUAAUUUACUUGUUAUUUAUUUUGCUUGUUAUCAGAAAUAGUCUAGAGGGACUCUGUUGUUAUUGAUUGUUUGCGGAAGUCUGCCGGAAGUUAAGUUAGGGCCAGAACAACGCACAUGCGCAGUAACGUUUGUUUAUGUUGUUACCGUUGAAAGCGUCUAUAUAUAUACUGAACAAAAAUAUAAACGCAACACUUUUAUUUUUGCAGCCAUUUUUAUUGUGUUUAAAUAAUACCUCAAAGAUUUUUUCUAUGUGCACAAAGAUCUUAUUUCUCUCAAAUUUUGCCCACAAAUUUGUUUAAAUCACUGUUAACUAGCAUUCCUCCUUUGUCAAGAUAAUCUAUCUCCUGCACAGGUGUGGCAUAUCAAGAUGCUGAUAUGCUAAAAGCCACGAUCACUACACAGGUGUUCCUUAUGAUGAGGUCAAUAAAAGGCUACCCCAAAAA
Anguilla rostrata (American eel) is the source of this 7183-nucleotide messenger RNA. Its product is annotated as WD repeat-containing protein 93-like. The record is from RefSeq and is a predicted model, not a curated record. NCBI's taxonomy places the organism in Eukaryota, Metazoa, Chordata, Actinopteri, Anguilliformes, Anguillidae. Bases 1042 to 2040 code for a protein of 332 amino acids. The transcript has 10 exons.